This is a messenger RNA of Pogoniulus pusillus (Red-fronted tinkerbird), 216 nucleotides long. Its product is annotated as keratin-associated protein 5-9-like. The record is from RefSeq and is a predicted model, not a curated record. Bases 1 to 216 code for a protein of 71 amino acids. The transcript has a single exon. Lineage: Eukaryota; Metazoa; Chordata; Aves; Piciformes; Lybiidae.
AUGCCCAACGGUUGCGGCUGCUGCGGUAAUUCCAACAACUACUCCGUGUGCUGCUACAGCACCCCGAAGUGCUGCAAGAUGCCCAUGUGCUGCUCCCCCAUGCAGUGCUGCUGCCCCACCACCUGCUGCAUGCCUCAGACCCGCUGCUACAUCAUGAGCAACAACAACAGAGGAGGCUGCUGCGGCAGCAAUGGAGGCUGCUGCGGUGGCAACUAA